Molecule: messenger RNA, 549 nt
Organism: Xiphias gladius (swordfish)
Lineage: Eukaryota; Metazoa; Chordata; Actinopteri; Istiophoriformes; Xiphiidae
Exons: 2
Source: RefSeq, a predicted model, not a curated record
AUGCACUGUGUUAGCAGAGGAGGCUGCUACCUGGUGAACUCCUACUGUGAUCUUCACGAGGACAACCAGUGGAAGAAAGAGAGCUACCAAGCACGUUGGCUGACCCUGGUCAUUAAAACCAGACCACAAUACAAGUAGGUUGCCACUACAACACUGCACCGUUCUCUACUAUAUUCCCUCCAUUGUGUUAAUGUGAAGUUUGUUAAGCAUUUGUAGAUCUGUAGUCCCAGCCAGACACUGAGGCUGGGCAGUUACAACGGAGCCAUGAAAGACCACCACCUACCCUUCUUCAGCACCGGCAGGGACCCAAGUCAUGCCAGCGCCAUCUUUGAGUGCGCAGAAGAACACCCUGCCAUACCAGAGGGGCUGAAAAAUGGAGAGGAUAAACAGGAAUUGACUGCCAUAACUCAGGACCUUGGAAAGCCAAUCAGAGUGAACUUCAGUGCUUCGAGCUUGGUGUCCUCUCCAAGGGAGAUCUCUCAUCUCCGCAGAGGAGGGAGUGAAGCAAGAAGAUGCCUUGGAAGGAUAUGGAAAAUUGCAGUGCAGUAA